CAUCCACGUUGUCGCAAGAGAGUAUGCAAAUAGAGGAGAGCACAGAGAGAGGAAGGGUGCUGAUGCACCGCAGCCAUUCUUUUCCAUUUCUUCAGCAGCAGCAACAGCAGCGCCUCAAACCGUCCCAUUCUUUUGGCCCCGCCUAUCUUCCUCUUUUCUGUUGACCUCCUCUGCAUUUGGUAUUCUUCGUUCGUUGAACGUUUGGCAGCUGGUGCUCCUCUCGUGUUCGUCGUCAGAAACUAUAUUUCUGAGCAAAAAUGGCGACUGUAGGAGUUCUUUAUCCAGCGUUUACCAGUUCCCCGCUUUUUGUUGAAGAUCCUAUUGUCAUUUUGAAAGGUUCAAUUGAGGAGCUCGUUCUCGAAGUUCAAGAAACCGCCGGAACUCAGCAAAUUGGCGCUCCGUCAGCACUUCCAGAGUCACGAGUUCUCGUUCUCUACACUGGUGGAACUAUUGGAAUGAAAACAACGGAUGGAGUUUAUUGUCCCGUUCCCGGAUACCUUCCUGAGGUUCUUCGCGAUAUUCCUCCAUUGAAUGAUCGUCGAUACAUUGAAGAGAGCUACUCAAAUGUUGCAGUACGUCCAUACUCACUUCCACCAGUUCGGAACAUGAAAAAGAGAGUUGUUUAUUGGAUUGUCGAAUACGAGCCACUUCUCGAUUCCUGUGAUAUGACAUUUGACGAUUGGAUUCGCAUAGCUACGGAUAUCAAGAAAGCCUACCACAAGUACGAUGGAUUUGUUGUUCUUCAUGGAACUGAUACUCUUGCUUAUACUGCCAGUGCACUUUCAUUCAUGAUGGAAAAUCUUGGAAAACCAGUCAUUAUCACGGGAAGUCAAAUUCCAGUUGCAGAAGUACGUUCUGAUGGAAUGGAGAAUCUUAUCGGAGCUUUGAUCACCGCGGGAAAUUUUGAUAUUCCCGAAGUUUGUGUUUAUUUCAAUAACAAACUGAUGCGUGGAAAUCGAACAGUAAAAUUGGAUAAUUCUGCCCUUGAAGCUUUUGACAGUCCAAAUAUGCAUCCAUUAGCUCAGAUGGCUAUAAAUAUCAAGGUUAACUACGAUUCCAUUUUCCGAAGUGACAUGGUUGCCGCUUUCACUGUUCAUGAGAAUCUUUGCCGUGACGUAGGAAUGCUUCGAAUUUUUCCAUCAAUGACUAUUGAAUCAGUUCGUGCUUUUUUACAACCACCAACGAGGGGGUGUAUUUUACAAACUUUCGGAUCUGGAAACAUGCCAACUAGACGACAGGACAUUAUUAUGGCCUUGAAGGAAGCUAUAGCUCGCGGUGUGAUGGUUGUGAAUUGCUCACAGUGUCUGAAAGGACAAGUUGAUGUCAAUUAUGCAACGGGUAAAAUUUUGUACGACAUCGGAGUGAUCCCUGGAUCGGACAUGACCUCGGAAGCCGCAAUGGCCAAAUUAUGCUACGUGUUAGGGAAAGAUGAAUGGGACUUGCCAAUGAAAAGAAGUAUGCUGCAAUCAAAUCUUCGUGGUGAAAUGACAAUUGCUUCAAAGGGAGCCAUGCGUGAGCUUGAUAUAAUUCCUCAUAUCGCAAAAUGCCUUCGUGUCUCUUCAUCUCAAGAAGUUCAAUUGCUCCGUGACAUCAUUCUUCCACCAAUGUUUUGUAAUGCUGCUAAGACGAAUGACGUAGAAAUUCUGAAAUCGCUGAAAGCAGCCGGAGUCAAUUUCUCGGCAACUGAUUACAAUCUUCGAACUGCUCUUCAUGUUGCUGCCUCCAAUGGACAUCUCGAAUCUGUCAAUUAUUUACUUAAGAUAGGAACGAAUGUUCACAUCAAAGAUAUGUUUGGAUAUAAUGCACUUGUGUGUGCAGUGAAAGCAAAAGCCAUGGACUGUAUCAUUGCGAUCAGAGACGCUGGUGGAUUCAUUGAUGCUUCAGCUCAAAAAAUUGGUGUGGAACUUUGUCUUGCUGUGUACCAAAAUGACAUGGAACUUUUGAAGUGUAAUGAGGCAGCCGGAACUCACAUGGGCGAGAAGGAUUAUGACAAUCGGACGGCGUUGCAUGUGGCCGCGUCACUGAAUAAGCCAGAGAUUGUCGCCUAUCUUCUGCAAUGUGGUUUGAAUCCACACGAAAAGGAUGAUUUUGGAAUUACACCUAUGGAUGAAGCGAAACGGCGAAACUUGCAAAAUUUAAUGGAUAUGAUGGCGGAACACCAAGCUCUUACAAAUAAUGACGAAGUAUUCCACUUGGAAUGAACGUUCGAGACAAUUGAGAUUUUCAAAAACAAGACCUGUUAGAAACCACGUGUAUUAACUUAUAAUCGCUUUCAAUUUCCUUCUUUUGUGUCUUAUAUCUCGCAUAAUUAGACUAACGUACUAUUUUUUUGACAAAUAAAGUGACACAUAUAGCCGUUU
Caenorhabditis elegans is the source of this 2360-nucleotide messenger RNA. It is a transcript of the gene C27A7.5, whose product is annotated as asparaginase. Bases 258 to 2201 code for a protein of 647 amino acids. Gene Ontology annotation, molecular function: asparaginase activity. NCBI's taxonomy places the organism in Eukaryota, Metazoa, Nematoda, Chromadorea, Rhabditida, Rhabditidae. Gene Ontology annotation, biological process: amino acid metabolic process. The transcript has 11 exons. The record is from RefSeq and is marked reviewed.